AUGAGUGGAAGUACCGGUGGAAACAUGGCGACUGGCGACGCAAAAGACAGCAAAGAAAUUCCACCGGGAACGAAAGUGGUUUGUACCACUUGCUUUGAUGAAAAAAUUGAAGGAGAAGUUGUGGCUUUCGAUUACGGAGCCAAGCUUUUAGUAAUUAGUAUCCUUUUUGCUUUCAUCGCUCGUUUUUUUUUUUGAGGCAACGCGUUGCCGGUAGCAGAGUCUCAUGGUGCGAAGGAUUCGCCAAAGGAUCGUGAGCUGCGAUUUUUACACCAUAAUCGAAAUGUUGAAUUUACUAAAACAGGAUCUUCAAUUUUAGGGAUUUUUAUAUUUUUGGUAGUAUCUAUGUUGUUUUUACAUGUGUUAAAUUAAUGCUGUGAAUUUGUUUUGCAAGCCGUUACAGAUUUUAUAAACGUCUUCUUUCGAUGUAGGAAGUGUAAAAUAUUUUUCGAUGAAGUUGUAAUUCAAAGGUGUCAUUAAUUAAACACAUUAGAAUUUUUUAUCGUUUUCAAACAACAGCGGUCAUCGAUGAUUAUCCUACUCGGUAAGGACAUUUCACGUUUAAUGUCACAGUGAUUUCUUCUUUCGCGGAUUUUAAUCAAGCGAGGGACCCAAACAGGAAGCGAGGAGGGCAAGAAUGGGCUUAUCCCAUGCAAGAUAUUUUCUUCUCGCAUUUUGUCUGAGGUGUGUCGCUGUUUUGAGUAAAGUUAAGUUUAUAAAGCUCUUUUGAUUCUUUGCUGUUAGAUGGCUUCUUCCUAAGAGGAUGUCAAUGGUGUUGACUAUUUAGCUUGAAAUUUUUUUGUGUGUGUGGCUGACUUAAAAUUGAGCUGAUUUGCUUAGGGUUAGGGUUAAGGCAAUUGAACAAAUGAAACGAGUAAAUGGUUUCCUUAGAGAAUUCCAUUAUCUGGAAAAAUGUAUUUAUUUUUUUCAUCAUCAACCCCUUCUGUACCUUGCAAAGAUGGAAACCAGGGGAAGUCAUCAUGUCUGCCCACUAAGAGAAUUGGAAUGAGAGGUUAAGGUCAAUGUGAAAAAACUUAGUGGUUUGCCUCACACCAAGUGGAGUUCUUAACCUUGUAAUGUUUUGUGUGAAUUUAUUUGUUUACUGAUUUGGUCUGCAGCUCUAGCCUUUGUGCUAUAAACACUACUAAGCUUAAUCCAUUUCAGAGAAAUGUUUUUAAGUGACUGACAAAAGAAAUACAGGAUUGCACUUUGAUAUGUGAUUGGUCCAGAGAACUUGCGCUAUCGUCUCAUCCAAUAAGAUCUAAAACUGAGACCAAUGGUGACUUGGACACCCAUGUUUCCCCUGCUUUUAACAGUUUGUUUGUUUGUUUGUUUUUAUUUACAUUGUCAUUAGCUGUUUGUGAUUUUGACCUUUGCUAUGAUUAGCUAUAUGAUUACUUUGGUUUUUGUUGUACAAUACUUAACCCUUCAACUCCCAGAUCACAUUUGUAAUUCUCUGUACUGCCAACCAUAGAAUUCUUAUAAUGUUAGUUCAGAGAAUUUAGUAUUGAAUCAACUAAUUGUCUCCAAAUUGUUAUUUUCUUUAUUCUCAUCUCUUAUCUGAUUGAUAUUGUAUUGAUAUUGUGAUGAUAUUCACAAAAGCCAAGCGUGGUCUAUUAUUGUGUAUGCAUGUACAAACCAAGGUUUUAACUGUAAAUUAUCCAUUUAUAUGUAAAAGUGACUCUCUAUGAUCUACACCAAUUGAUUCAUUGUUACUAGAGGAUACAAUAUUAUCAUUUAACCUUAACAAGCUGUGUAGAAUCUUCCAAGAACCCCAAGAAAAAUGUUACAGAUAUAAGGAUGUUGAACUUGGCUCGCAUGAAGACGCUGAACGUUUCAGAAGUAUCCAACAAACCACCUCCUUCUCUGCCAUGUGUUGAACAUGACAAAAUUGAUAAAAAGAUUGCAUUAGCUCUUGAGCAGAAACGACGAGCAGUAGAGAAAAUAGGCAUCAAUGUAACACCAGGAGCCCAAAAGCUGUUCGACACCAUAAACAAAACGUAAGUUUUACAAAGUUCCAGGUUGUGUGUGUGUGGGAAAAUUAAAGUUGGUUUCCUGGGCAAAUUUUUCAAGUUAUAUACUCUCUAAAAAGGCCAAAUUGAUUGAUUGCAAUAAGCUUUUCACUUCCUCCAAACAUUUUUGUAGAAAAAUUGUUUGGAGAGUUGUUAGAUGUUCAUUACAAAAUGAUUAUUUUGGACAAGUGGCAUGGUUGAGUGAUGUCGGAGACAAAAUGACACAAAGCCAUGUAAUAUGUCAGACAUGAUUUAAAUACCAAUUUUGAGAGUAGUAUACACAACUUUUAGGCUUGAUGAAAUUACAGUUUUAUCCUAACAAAGUUUUUUUUUUUAAUUUGGACUUUCUGCUUGACAAUGUAUCUCCAUAAAAAUGAGCAUAAAUUCAAUUUAGUUUUAUUUUAAUUAAAUAAAGCAAGAAUAUUCCAUUUUUUAAGUCAAUUAGUUGCAGAAGAAUAUCAGUGACAUCCUUGUCUCUAUUUUGAAUCACCUUUUAAUUUAUCACAUUUUGAUCCAUUAUUCAAUUAGGAGGGGGACAUGGAAUUACAUCAGAACUAGUAUUUUAGAACAAACAGUUAUGACUGCUUCAUUUUAAUCAGUUUAUUAUUUUGCAACACAAGGUGUGAUCUUGUGGAGAGACAAUACUAAGUAAAUGAAUCAGGCGGCUGGUAUGUUGGCUGAUAAUGUUGAGAUAUUGUCCCAGACUGAAUAUUUGGCAGAGAAGCAAAGCUUUAAAGGCAAAUGUAAAAUUUUGAGGAAAAUUUCUGAGCCAAGGACAUUAUCAGUAGACAUAUCAGCAAGCCAGGAGGGGUUUGAUUAUUUCAUAACCAUUCCAUUAAUUUUUGUAUGGUGCACUGACUGCAAAUUUUGGCGAGUGUUUUGUUCUUUCCAAAGCAGCAUUUAAGAUCAGCUUUUUUAUGCCACUACCAAGCUUAUUGCAAUCAAUCAUAUAUUUUUCAUCCAUGUAAAGUACUAAACACGAAAAAGUGAAACUCUUCAGAUGGCUUUUUUCUUCUCUUUUUUUCUUCUUAUUGAUGGCAAUAAUCUCAGGAAAAAUAUUAUUGUAAACAGGGAUGAUUGCAUGAUAACUGAUAGGUGAUUUUGUACCCUGUGGUGUAAAGUAGCCAAUUGAGUUGAACAAAAAAACAGGAAAACAUGAAAGGAACCCUAAUGUAGUUAAUAUAAGUAUCAUGUUGUAAAAAAAAAAAAAAAAAAUUUUUUUGGCUAUACUAAGAAUGGAUACAUUCAUUCCAUAGAAUUAAUGAAGUCAAGUGGAAUGGGAAAAGUAUUGUGGUCAUGAAUGAAGUAACAAUUGAUCCACCUUACCAGGAGAGUGAUUGUCAUGGAAAUGAAAAAUCUCGCGAACACAUUAUCAAGAUUGUAAGUAUUCACAAUGAAUGAGAAUUGAGACCACUUACAUCUCACUCAAAAAAACCUUUUUGCUGUUUUGUUUUGCCUGUUUGCAGCUAAUUAUGUUGAUUCUAGCUAUAUCUCACUCAAAACAACAUUUUUUUUAUUUUUGCUGCUAAACUACACUCUUUUCAGCUUUAUUGCUCCAAAAACCUUUUUUUGUGCUUGUUUGCUGUUGUUACGUUGUUUUUUAGCUUUCUUACACUGAACCUGGUUAUUUGGCCUGUUUGCAUCUAAUCACAUCGAUUCUGUUUGAAUUGGUUUGAUUUUUGAGGGUUGAGUUAAUGUAACAUCUUGCCUAGUAAAGGUCUGGGUUCAAGUCUCAUCCAGGUCCAUGUGAUGUGUUCUUGGGCAAGACACUUAAUCUCACAGUGCCUCUGUCCCCUCAGGAGUAUAAAAGGGUACUAGUAGACUGCUUGGGAAAUAAUGUGAACUGCCGGGGGGUUGCCUACAAUGGACUAGAAUCUGUUCUGUAUUUUUUCCCUGUUCUACAGUCUUAUACUGUCGCAUAUUUUGUGUAUUCCAGUGCCCUAAUAUGAUAAAAUGGCAUAAUUGUGGAAUCAUAAUAACACCCCACAUCUCUAGAUUCCACACUGCAUUGCUCUAACACUGAGCCACAGACUCAAGGCCAUUGUAAGGUUGUACUGCUUGUGUUGUAUAUUUUUUUAAGGAGCUUUCAACUGUCUGUUCCUUCCAUUUAGGUCAGAAAGCAUAAUGAAGAAGAAAGUAACCAGCCUGGAUAACAAAAGUAAAUCACAAAGCUGCUCAAAAAUAAUUUAAAAAGGUUUUCAAAUGAGGAAGGAAUGAAGAGUUUCCUCCACAGUCCCAAUGCCGAGGUUGCUUGUUUCUGGUAGCUGGCUAAUUGGCACGUAUGCAGACAGAAUCCAAAUGAAGAGGGCAUUGCACAUGUAGGGAAAAGCAUUAGCAAAAGUGUGGGAUGAUUCUCUCCAUACAGAGCCCAGUAAGGAAACCAGCUCUUGCUGAUGUCCACGGUCACCUGGUGUGCUCUUGUGGACGGGAGUAACAGCUACACCAAAUGCACCAUAAAUUUUUUUCUUUCCCAUAGUCUUGGGGCCUCUUCAUAUGAGCCUGGCUUAGGCUGGUUCAGUGUCCCACACCUUGCCACAGC
Molecule: messenger RNA, 4548 nt
Organism: Pocillopora meandrina
Lineage: Eukaryota; Metazoa; Cnidaria; Anthozoa; Scleractinia; Pocilloporidae
Source: the annotation of a GenBank genome assembly